Molecule: messenger RNA, 1504 nt
Organism: Plectropomus leopardus (leopard coralgrouper)
Lineage: Eukaryota; Metazoa; Chordata; Actinopteri; Perciformes; Serranidae
Product: GTPase IMAP family member 2-like
Molecular function (GO): GTP binding
Source: RefSeq, a predicted model, not a curated record
UCAGCACACACCACACAGCCGUCUGUAUUCUGCUGCUCUGGAUCCGAAGACCAUGUCUCACAGUAAGAAGAUUUCAGUCGUUGUCCUGGGAUGUGGAAGUUCUUUGAAGAAAUCCCUAAUCACCACCAUCCUAGGGAGAGAUUUAUCUAAACCACCCCCUCCAAAAAAUCUGAGAAAAAAUGAGAUAUAUGAAAAUGAUACAUAUGUGGUCGUGUGUACACCAAAGUUGGAAACAGCAUGUGAAGACAUAAGAGAGUUGUACCAUUAUCGACACCAUGACAUGUCUUUGUUGGUGGUAGAGGACGGGUUUUCAUCGGAAGUAGUGUGGCAACAGAUAGAAAUGCUGCACAGUUUAACUCAAAGACCCACAGAGGAGUUCAGCGUUGUGCUGCCCCUCAGGUAUAAAGAGACCGAUUCUUACCCAUUCAAGUUCUACACCAUAGAGCAAGUUUUCAACAAACUGAGAAAACUGGCCCAAGACGAACAUCCAAUGUCAACUGACAAGAGAGAUGAACAAACUCUGCCUCCUCACUUCAGGCAUCCUGACUAUGCUUUACCAGAUAUGUCAACACCGCACGCUCCGAUGGAGAUGACAGGUGACAGAAAUAGCACAGAGCAAUUCACUGACCCCAAGAAGAGUUUAAAAAGGAUCCACGCUUCGGCCAAAGUGAACCUUGUUCUGUUAGGGAUGGCCGGGACUGGAAAGAGUGCGAGUGGGAACACAAUCCUGGGGAAGAAAAAGUUCACGUCAACAGCCAGUUCAAAGUCAGUCACGACAGAGUGCCAAGAGGCAGAAACCAGGAUAGGCAGUAGGCAUGUUCGUGUCAUUGAUACGCCCGACAUCUUUGAUGAUAAUGUUCAAUCAUCGUUUAAGGACAAAACUGUGAGGAAGUGCAAAGAGCUAUGUCAGCAGGACCCAUGUGUGUACGUACUUGUGAUGCAUGUCAGCAGAUUCACAGACGGUGAAAGAGACAUACUGAAAAAGUUAGAAAAAGCUUUUGGUGAUGGAAUUCGAGAACAAACAGUCAUCCUGUUUACUCGUGGAGAUGACCUAAAACGCAACAAAAUAAGCUUAAAGGAUUUUUUGGAAGAAUGCCAGCCUGAGCUCAACAAAAUAGUCGAGAGGUGUGACAGAAGGUGUGUUCUUUUUGAGAACAAGGACUCGCGUUCAGAUCAGGUGGGCGAGCUUAUGAAGAUGGUGGCGACGGUGUUCAAUGAAACACCAGAUCAGACCAACCACUGGCUAUGGAGUCUAAUCUCUAAAUCUAAAUAGGUCACACUCUGAAAUGAUUCAAUACCUGGAACCGGAUGUUAAACAGGUGUGACGCAUUCAAUGGGGGAUUGAUUUAAUUGUCAUGUUUCUUUGGUACUGGUGCAUGGAUUUUGAUAAAUCAUCCAAAUGUAUGUCUUUACUGUAUAAAAGCUCUCUGUUUCUCACUUAGUUACCUUUUAUAAUUGCGAUAGCGUAAAGUACGUUCACCAAUAAAACCCAGUCAUGUUGUAG